Dryobates pubescens (Downy woodpecker) is the source of this 3050-nucleotide messenger RNA. Its product is annotated as metabotropic glutamate receptor 5-like. The record is from RefSeq and is a predicted model, not a curated record. Gene Ontology annotation, cellular component: postsynaptic density membrane. Gene Ontology annotation, biological process: G protein-coupled glutamate receptor signaling pathway; trans-synaptic signaling by endocannabinoid, modulating synaptic transmission; regulation of synaptic transmission, glutamatergic. Gene Ontology annotation, molecular function: adenylate cyclase inhibiting G protein-coupled glutamate receptor activity; G protein-coupled receptor activity involved in regulation of postsynaptic membrane potential. Lineage: Eukaryota; Metazoa; Chordata; Aves; Piciformes; Picidae.
UGAAAUCAUGAACUUUAAGAAAAUGGGGAAGGACUACUUCGAUUAUAUCAAUGUUGGCAGCUGGGACAACGGUGAGCUGAAAAUGGAUGACGAUGAAAUAUGGUCAGAGAAAAACAGUAUCAUCAGAUCUGUGUGCAGUGAACCCUGUGAAAAAGGCCAAAUAAAGGUGAUCCGUAAAGGAGAAGUGAGUUGCUGUUGGACCUGCACUCCUUGCAAAGAGAAUGAAUAUGUGUUUGAUGAAUACACAUGCAAAGCCUGCCAGCUUGGCUCCUGGCCCAACGAAGAGCUCACAGGCUGUGACCUCAUUCCAGUCCAGUAUCUCAGAUGGGGCGAUCCUGAGCCCAUCGCACCGUUGUUUUUUGCAUGCCUGGGGCUGCUGGCCACCUUGUUCGUUACAGUUAUAUUCAUAAUGUACCGUGAUACUCCAGUGGUCAAGUCAUCCAGCCGAGAGCUUUGCUACAUCAUUCUAGCUGGCAUCUGCUUGGGUUACCUGUGCACUUUCUGCCUCAUCGCCAAACCUCAACAGAUUUACUGCUACCUGCAGCGGAUUGGCAUCGGCCUCUCCCCGGCUAUGAGUUACUCCGCUCUGGUGACUAAAACCAACCGCAUUGCAAGAAUCCUGGCUGGAAGCAAGAAGAAAAUCUACAAGAAACCCAGGUUCAUGAGUGCCUGCGCCCAACUGGUCAUUGCUUUUAUCUUGAUAUGUAUACAGCUAGGCAUAAUCGUCGCCCUCUUCAUCAUGGAGCCACCAGAUAUAAUGCAUGAUUAUCCAAGCAUCCGAGAGGUCUACCUGAUUUGUAACACCACCAACCUGGGUGUUGUAACUCCCCUUGGAUAUAAUGGAUUGCUCAUUUUGAGCUGCACCUUUUAUGCAUUUAAGACAAGAAAUGUUCCUGCUAAUUUCAACGAAGCAAAGUACAUUGCCUUUACAAUGUACACCACCUGCAUCAUUUGGCUGGCUUUUGUGCCAAUAUAUUUUGGAAGCAACUACAAGAUAAUCACCAUGUGCUUCUCAGUGAGUCUGAGUGCCACGGUGGCCCUCGGCUGCAUGUUUGUGCCCAAGGUCUAUAUCAUCCUUGCUAAGCCCGAGAGGAACGUGCGCAGUGCGUUCACCACAUCGACUGUGGUCCGCAUGCAUGUAGGGGAUGGAAAGUCAUCUUCAGCUGCAAGCCGCUCAAGUAGCCUGGUCAACCUGUGGAGAAGAAGGGGAUCAUCUGGUGAAACCCUUAGGUACAAAGGCAGGAGACUGGCCCCGCACAAGUCGGAAAUAGAGUGUUUCACCCCAAAAGGGAGUAUGGGGAAUGGUGGGAGAGCUACAAUGACCAGUGAAGAAUCUGUUUGCAUUCCAGACUGUAAUCGAUCUGAGUCAAGUAGAGAGGAGAAAAAGGUUCCUGUUAAAGAGGAUGCCCUAACAGUCAAAAAGACUGGAAACUGUGUCAGUCUAAUAGUUCCACAGCAAGACUGUCAGCUGCAAGACCUGCUCAAACACUCUAAUGGGAAAUCAGUCUCCUGGGCCCAGAACGAGAAAAGCAGCAGAGGAGCACACCUUUGGCAGCGGCUGUCAGUCCACAUCAACAAAAAAGAGAACCUCAACCAAACUGCAGUGAUCAAGCCUUUCUCUAAAAGCACAGAUAGUAGCCGACACAGUAGCAGCGCUACGUUUCCCGAGGCCAGUGCCAAAACGCUUUAUGACGUCUCAGAAGCAGAAGAGCAAUACCCAGCUCAGUACCGACCGCAGACUCCCUCACCUAUCAGCACCCUGAGCCACAGAACUGCCUCCGUUAGCCGAACAGAAGACGACGCCCCUACCUUCCAGUCAGAACCUCCUCAGCGAAGUAGCUCCUCUCAAGGCUCCCUCAUGGAGCAGAUCAGUAGCGUGGUUACUCGCUUUACAGCCAAUAUCAGUGAGCUGAACAAUAUGAUGCUUUCAACAGCCACUCCAGGGACAAUUGCAACCACUCCUCUCUGCUCCUCAUACCUGAUUCCACGGGAAAUCCAGCUCCCUACAACAAUGACCACUCUUGCAGAGAUCCAACCGCUUCCUGCCAUUGAAGUCAAUGGCGCUUCGCAGUCAGCUAGGAAACCUUCGAAUGGCAGCAUCAAAGAAGGCACUUCAGAGACCCCAUCUGCCAAGCAAGACCUUGAGGAGUUGGUAGCUUUAACUCCUCCUUCUCCUUUUAGAGACUCCAUUGAUUCUGGAAGUGCAUCUCCCAGCUCUCCGGUUUCUGAAUCCGCUCUCUGUAUCCCAUCCUCCCCAAAGUACGACACACUCCUCAUCAGAGAUUAUACUCAAAGUUCUUCUUCGCUGUGAAUGUAGUUCAAGACAACGUUGGAUUUCAAUGAUUACAAGCAAGUAGUGAGGGGACAGGCAAGCCUUCAAGAUCUCCAGUGUUCACGCAGAUAGAGUGAGAGGCGUCGGGUCAUCUUGUGAGAAAUGGAGAGGAAGAAGAGGAAUUACUCGAGAAGUGGAAACAUCAGAUUAAUUGUGCUUGUUUUAAAGACAAAAUGACUCUUGGCAGAUUAUCGUGGCCUUAAAAAAACAUGGGCUUUUCAGAAACACUGAAUCUAUUUUUGAGGGCUUAUAAGGAGUCUGUUAAAUCAGUUACAUACCAAGUGCUUUGCUUUAGUACUCCAAUGAACUGUGUGUACAAUAUCCGGGGCAGGGGGGGGAACAAGAUUGUAAACAACUGUACAAUGGUUUGUUUGUUUACUCUGAUUCCUUACCCAGAAGUGAACCUUGAUCUUUUAUCAAGAAUGGAAGACCAAACAUUGAAUGUACAUUUUCUAACAGACUCAUAUCUGGGACCAACCUGUCAAGCUUUCUUUUUUUGUUGUUGUUUUGGGGUUUUUUUUCUAUGAAGAUCUGGAAAAGCAGUAAUAUGUGUUCAGUGACUACCAAACCCUUUGCUGAAGCAUAUUGUGUCCGUGAUACCGUCACACAUGGUUAACACUAAGCUGAGACUUUGCAGUGAGUGACUGCAACCUGGAGGGCUUUACAAGUGACUUCUCGACCUACACAUUUGUUUAUGAAAUUCUCUUCUAUCAGUAUC